AUGAUUACACUUCAGGAUGUAGGAGCUUAUGAUUUUUCAAAAACUCCAGAUGAAAAUUUCGGUGCUUUGAGCUCGCCAUUCUACAAGGACUUAGAUCGAAUACUACCGCUGAACGAUAAUUCCGCAUUAGAAAAUUUUUCAAAUGAAAUCGCUGCUGCUGAUGUGACUUUACUUUUUCAAGAGAAGUUUGAACUGACCCUCUCAGAGGCUUCGGGGCUGAAGAAUGUCGAUAUCGUCAAGCUUUUUGAUUCCCUUUACCCUGAGUUUUUAUCCGAAGAAAUGCAAAAAAAUAUGCAGGAUGUGAAGAUCAAAGCUUUGACUGUCUUACAGAAACACAUGUUUGUGUUCUGCAGCUUAGACCGGCCAUUUGUUUUAUAUUCUGAAAUGAAAUCAGGAAGGAAAGCUGGAUAUCUAAUUCCUUUGAUUGAAAAAGUCGCACAAGCUAGAGAAGGGCGUCCAACAAAACACUGGGAAGGACCUUCUAUGCUUAUCGUCACUUUCACCGAACAGAGAGCUAGACAUAUCGCAGCUCUAUACGAAAAACUUAGUAGAAGUCUAUGUGUCAAAUCAGUCAACAUGUUGUUCGGAAAUGAGAAUGAUUUGGAAUUAACUGGAGGAGAUAUUUAUACCGGAAAACUAGAACAAAUCAUCAAGUUCUUGAAGAUUAAUAAUGUGGAUGCUAGUGUAAUCGAUUAUUUAGUGAUAGAAGAGUGCAACAAAGCUCUGAUCCCUGAUUAUACGAAGGAUCUCAUGAGGUUACAUGCAUAUUUCUCUCUUCACUGUGGUGUGCCAGCAAACACUUACCUGAUAUAUGAUAAAAUAACUAAGGUACAGCCCGUUUUAGAAGGUUUUCUCAAUAAGAAUCAUAAUGUGAUCAAAUAUUUCCGACCUACGAGAGUCGUCCCUAUCAAAAUCCACGUUGUUAGUUUUUAUGAGCGAAGCUCAUGGUUGAUUUUCAAGAAGAUACGAGUUUUAGAAAAACAAUUGAAGUCGUCAGAAGCCAUGGAGUAUGAAUGUAAAGAUAGUCGAUGGCUAAUACUUGUUCCCAACAAUACGUUGGUUCAUUAUUUAUAUGGAUAUUUAAGCCUGUUUUUAAAAUUCCCACCUCUCGCUUUGACCAGUUUGACCGAUAAAAUAGGAUUAGAAGAUAUUACUGGAAAGUUUCGAGAUAAGCACAAUGUUCUAAUCGCUGAGUAUGAUGUCCUCGACAGAGUUCCUGAGUCGGGAUAUAUAUCUAAUAUAGUUUGUUUUGAAGUCCCAAGAGUUAAAUCAUUACUGACUUUUUGCAAAAUUAGGUAUUUAGCGAGAAAUGUAAAGGGACACUUGUACAUAUUUUUCAAUCCCUUGAUUGAUAUGCAUUAUACUGGAGUAGUUUGUAAGUUCAUAAUGCAAUGCCACGAGCCAAUCAGUCAGGAGUUAUACGAUUUAUACCAGUGGGUGAAAAAUUUCAAAAAUGUGGACAGAGAUCGAAAUGCUUUUCCAACAAGUUGGAGCCGUCUUCAUGCAACAGGAUCACCAACAUUACCGAAAUAA
Auanema sp. JU1783 is the source of this 1533-nucleotide messenger RNA. The record is from the annotation of a GenBank genome assembly. Lineage: Eukaryota; Metazoa; Nematoda; Chromadorea; Rhabditida; Rhabditidae.